AUGUUGUUCACUCCGCUCAUUCUUCUCCUCCCUGCCGUUAGUCAUGCCUCUUGGCUCCCCUUCAGGCGAGGACAGCCUUCGAACCCCGAAGACUGUACUGUGACAAGCACUCUUUUCCCUAUCACUGUGACCAGCAUCCAUCCUACCUCUACCAUUGGACCCCAUGGCUCUGGUUCUGGCUCUGGCUCUGGCUCCGGUGGCUCCAAUGGUUCUGGUGGUUCUGGUCAUAGUCAGGUGACAGGCGGUGGCUCACUCAUCUACACCACUGCCCUCCCUACCCUUGGCCCCAAUGGUCCCGGUGCACAUACUUAUACCAUCACGGCCCCCUGCGCCUCGUCUGACUGCCAGAGACCUGCCCUCACCGAGUGUCCUCCUGGCUUCACCACCACAGCCGUUAUCUGUCACGUCUGUGGCGAGCUCCCAGUCACCACCACUUUGACUCUGCCUAUCGAGUCAGCCACAGCUGCUCAGGGGUCUCACGGUGGGGCCGCCAAGGCUGGUUCUACUCUGACUGCGGUUGUCACGGCCGUUAUUCACAAGACCGUCGUACCAGUUCCUCCUGCUGAGAGUGUCUACCCGUGGAUUUCCCGUGGUGGUCCUGAAAUGCCCGAUGCCCAGAAACCAUCUCAGGUACCUGGUGGUUCAGAUUCCAAGCACGAUGAGGCUGGAAAAGGCGACGAAAUACCCGAUGGCCCUAAGAACACCGGCGCUCCCGAAUCUCCCGCUGGUGCGGACACUACUGCCACUGUGGAUGCACCUAACGGACCGUCUACUGCAGCGGGUAAUCAAGCCGGGCAUGGAGACGGUGAUGAAGCGGGAUCAGAAUCGGCAUCUUCUUCUGAUGACGCUAGUCCAUCAGCCGUUGUUGUUACCAGCCACGCACCCGAGACUAAGGUGACUAGGCCUGUUGUCAUCAAGGCUGCCCUCUUUGCUGCCAUGGUCUUGUAUCCUCUCUAUGUCUAG
Messenger RNA from Fusarium odoratissimum NRRL 54006, 963 nucleotides. RefSeq lists its product as uncharacterized. NCBI's taxonomy places the organism in Eukaryota, Fungi, Ascomycota, Sordariomycetes, Hypocreales, Nectriaceae. The transcript has a single exon. Bases 1 to 963 code for a protein of 320 amino acids. The record is from RefSeq and is a predicted model, not a curated record.